AUGAACCAAGCUAUAGCACAAGGAAAAAUAGAUCUCCGCCGAUUGGAAGCAGCUCGUGCGAAUCGGCUUCAGCAAUUGAGAGAAUGGGAGGAAUAUGAUCGUAAAAUGCGCUCACUUGACAAGAAGAAGCAACAGAAAAAGAGCUACUCUGAUAGGCGCGUUAUCUUUGAAAACCAAUACGUCCUUCUAGAUGCCACUUUGAACAAUGAUUUGGAGGAAGAGAAAUUGCAUAUUGAAGUGUUGGAGGCCAAUGUAACUUACCGGCAAGACACGAAUCUGGGCACUUGA
Echinostoma caproni is the source of this 288-nucleotide messenger RNA. NCBI's taxonomy places the organism in Eukaryota, Metazoa, Platyhelminthes, Trematoda, Plagiorchiida, Echinostomatidae. The record is from the annotation of a GenBank genome assembly.